Messenger RNA from Lottia gigantea (owl limpet), 1594 nucleotides. RefSeq lists its product as hypothetical. Lineage: Eukaryota; Metazoa; Mollusca; Gastropoda; Lottiidae. Bases 479 to 1318 code for a protein of 279 amino acids. Gene Ontology annotation, biological process: protein phosphorylation. The record is from RefSeq and is a predicted model, not a curated record. Gene Ontology annotation, molecular function: ATP binding; protein kinase activity. The transcript is spliced from 9 exons.
AUGAUAUUUUUAUCAGUAGGCCUAGUUAAAAUAGAAUAUCACUGAUCUUCUUCAAUUUCAUGUUUAGGUUAACUAAACACAUAUCAAAUUUGUUUUUAAGGAAAUCCUUAUUUUCUUAUACAAGUCCUGUCUCAUACAACUGUGUGGAAGAUUUAAUUUUGACAGUGACUUUAUCUCAAUCUUGAAUAUUUGUGGACUAUUUUGUGAUUUGAUAAAUGCAAAUUUACACCUAUAUAUCAGUUUUUCUAGAAUAUUAUAUCAUGUACACAUACGCACAAGUGAUUUGAGGGCUUAGUUGAAUUAUUAUAAAAAAAAUUGACUUCAUAAGUCAUGAAAAUGGUUGUUAAUUAUAAAAGAGACAAGAGUUAUUUUCUGAUUUUAAUGAAAUUCUGUGUGAUUAUACAGAUUGCAAAUUCAGAAAUUCAAAUAAACAAGACCUUAAAAUAGUAAGCUUAGUUAAAAAUUAAAUAGUUUUAAGAUGACAAGUUCAAGGUUAAAUAUCAAACCUUUUGAAAGAAUGUGGGAUAAAGUUAAGAUUACAAGAAAACUGGGUAGCGGAGGAUUUGGAACUGUUUAUUUGAUGGAAAUAGGAAAUGAUAUAUACCAUUAUAUAUACCAGCUUGCUGUUAAGGAGAUCAAAUAUAGUGAUCAUGUAGAUGGAAUGAGAAUGAUGAAGGAAAUUGAAAUUAUGAAAAAUUUAAACCAUGGAAAUGUGGCUCGCAAACCUUCAAAUUAUCUCACAGAAUCAGAAGCUGUAAAAUUCGCGAGUCAGAUAGCAUCAGCUAUUAUGUAUUUACACCAGAAUAACAUUAUACAUCGUGAUAUUAAACCAGAGAAUAUUCUGUUAACAAUGGACCAGAAUGUCAAGCUUGCAGAUUAUGGAAUAUCAAAGCAGGUCGAAAAUUCAGUAGUCGCAGUGAAAACACAAUGUGGUACCUUGUUUUACAUGGCACCUGAAAUACUCAAUAGUCUACCAUAUAGUUAUAAGGCAGAUUGUUGGAGUUUUGGAUGUGUUUUGUAUGAAUUGAUGACGCUGCAAUACGCUUUUGGUGUCAUUUUUUUAGGAAAGUUCAACCCCCUGCCAUUCCUUGGGAUAUACAAUAAGGAUCUACACAACUUGGUACAUGGUUUACUGACUUCUGAUGUUAACCAACGCUUUAAUAUGGACAAUGUUUUAUAUGUUCUACAGAAGAUGGGGACAAUUGUUCCUCAAAAUCUACUGCUAGCACCAGUAAUUCUAAAUUUACCUUCCGAUAUUGGUGUAAUGGAAGCUCUCAAAAAUUUUAAAAUGGAACAAUAUCUGAAAGUCAAUCAGUAGUAUUGUUCCCAACUCACUAUCAAAAUUGGAUCCUUCCUAUGUGACUUCGCCCAAAAUCAAUUUUCAGAGUUCAACAAACUUAAGUUAAGGCUCCAUGAAAUUGAGAAGUCUGACUGCAUAUAAGACUUUUUAUAACUACAGAUGUCAAAGUAACUAAUUACUGUCAAUUUUUAAUGCCCAAACUAUUUAAAAGGCUUAUGUAAACUUUUUAACUUUGUUAUGGUCUUUGAAUAAAAACUACUGUGUGGAUUUAAGCAAAAUAAACUGGUUUCAACU